Molecule: messenger RNA, 1367 nt
Organism: Diorhabda sublineata
Lineage: Eukaryota; Metazoa; Arthropoda; Insecta; Coleoptera; Chrysomelidae
Gene: Rab18
Product: ras-related protein Rab-18-B
Exons: 3
Coding region: 165-779 (204 amino acids)
Molecular function (GO): GTPase activity; GTP binding
Source: RefSeq, a predicted model, not a curated record
GAGAGAAUUAACUUUUAAACUUUGACGUGACAUUGACAAACGUUCAAUGUUCAUUAUUUUGAAGAUUUGCGACGUACAUAAAGAAAAAAUAUAAACGAAUUUAAUUUUUGGGUACAAUUAUUUUUCUUCUUUAUAAAAAUAACACAUCCAAAGUAAAUAUUAAAAUGGAAGAAGAUAUUCUUACAACAUUAAAAAUUUUAAUAAUAGGUGAGAGUGGUGUAGGGAAAUCGAGCCUUCUCCUUAGGUUUACAGAAGAUAAUUUCGACCCCGAACAAACUUUAACAAUCGGAGUAGAUUUUAAAACAAAACGAUUAAAUAUAGAUGGUAAUACGGUGAAACUGGCUAUAUGGGAUACCGCGGGACAAGAAAGAUUUAGAACAUUAACACCAUCCUAUUAUAGAGAUGCUCAAGGUGCCAUUUUAGUAUUUGACGUUAGCAAUUAUGCAUCGUUCUCUAAACUAGAGAUGUGGCUAAAUGAAUUAGAAACUUAUUCUACCAAAAGUGAUAUCAUUAAAAUGAUUGUUGGUAAUAAAAUAGAUGUGAAUAAACGAGAAGUAUCUAGAGAAGAAGCCAUGAGAUUUGCCAAGAGACAUCAAACUUUAUAUAUUGAAGCUAGUGCUAAAACAAAGGAUGGAGUACAAUCAGCUUUCGAAGAAUUAGUCCACAAAAUAAUACAAACACCGAGUUUAUGGGAAUCUUAUGCAAUGAACAACAUUCACGUAGGAAAUAAGGACCAUCCGGAACAGUCUAGAUGUGCCGGAUACUGUAAUUUAGUCUAAAUUAUAAUUAUUUUCACCUUUUUAUCAACAAUAAGUUAAACUUUCUUGUGUUUUAACGAAUACUAAUCACAUUGCUUAUUGGAUGUUACAAAUAAUAUAUAAACACUAGUAGAUCUAUUGGUCACAGCACAACAGCUUCUUCUAUCAGCCUUUUCCUGAUUCCCAAUGCAUCAUUAAGUGAAUCAUUCCAUUGUGAAGUUGAUUUAUUUUUGUUACACUUCUUUUUUCUUAGUAUUUUUCAGUUGUUGGUACCAGAAAAGCUGUCCCUCUAAUUUUUACUCGAGAAUCACACUAAGAAUACAAAAUAAAGUUUUCACAAGGAGUAUUGGUGCAUGUGAGUGUCCUUUCCAUUCCUAAUAAUUUUUUAUUUCAUUACAGAUGAAUAAAAUUCGCAGUUGGUAGUUUAUAAUCUGUUUUAGAGAAUCGGACCUUAUUUUUAUAAGAUAGUAUGAAAACAAUUGUAAAAUAUCGAUAAAUUACUAUAUUAAUCUCAUUGAAACCUAGUAUAUAAUGUGAUAAGUAACUUAUAUAACCAAAUGUAUCUAAAUAUUUUUUUUAUCAAUUAAUAAAACCGAUUUUUGUGAAAAA